This is a messenger RNA of Suncus etruscus (white-toothed pygmy shrew), 1211 nucleotides long. RefSeq names its product LIM domain only 1 (gene LMO1). The transcript is spliced from 5 exons. Gene Ontology annotation, cellular component: nucleus. Bases 492 to 962 code for a protein of 156 amino acids. Gene Ontology annotation, biological process: positive regulation of transcription by RNA polymerase II. NCBI's taxonomy places the organism in Eukaryota, Metazoa, Chordata, Mammalia, Eulipotyphla, Soricidae. The record is from RefSeq and is a predicted model, not a curated record. Gene Ontology annotation, molecular function: DNA-binding transcription factor binding; transcription coactivator activity.
UUGGCGGCUCCCGCGACCCGGGCCCGGGGACCGCCCCUGCCCGCGGGGCUGAGCUCCCUCGGACGCUCGGGGAGUGCUCGGAGCCCGCUCCGGGCGGACAGAGCCACGCAGGCCAGCGGCGGCCAGUCCCAGCCACGCGCCCCUCCGCGUCUUCGGCCCCGCUGCAUCGGCCCGGGAACCAUGGUGCUGGACCGGGAGGACGUUCGUAGUUCCUUGCCAUUCUGAGGCUUGACAAAAAGUAGGUGAGACUGCUUUUGUAUCUGCGAAGUGCUUCACUCCGGAAUGUCCUUCUAGCUGGAGUGCAAUCUAGGUUAAGAGCCGGACAAGCGGGGUCAGUAGCGCCCCGCUCGCUGCGCUGCCCGAGCGAGGACCGGUCGGUCGGUCGGUCGGUCGGUGGGUCGGUGGUCGCCCCGACGAAGCGAAGCGCGCCCGGAGUCGGCGCCCCUUUCUCCCCGCCGAGCCCAGCUGCGGCUGGACACGGAGCGCCAGAGAUGAUGGUGCUGGACAAGGAGGACGGCGUGCCAAUGCUCUCCGUCCAGCCUAAAGGGAAGCAGAAGGGCUGUGCUGGCUGCAAUCGCAAGAUCAAGGACCGCUACCUGCUGAAGGCACUGGACAAGUACUGGCACGAGGACUGCCUCAAGUGUGCCUGCUGCGACUGCCGCCUGGGCGAGGUGGGCUCCACCCUCUACACCAAGGCCAACCUCAUCCUAUGCCGCCGUGAUUACCUGAGGCUCUUCGGUACCACAGGAAAUUGUGCAGCCUGCAGCAAGCUGAUCCCAGCCUUCGAGAUGGUGAUGCGAGCCCGGGACAAUGUGUACCACCUCGACUGCUUCGCCUGCCAGUUGUGCAACCAGAGGUUUUGUGUGGGAGACAAAUUCUUCCUGAAGAACAACAUGAUCUUGUGUCAGAUGGACUAUGAGGAGGGGCAGCUCAAUGGCACCUUUGAGCCCCAAGUUCAGUAACGCCAAGUGUCUGGCCUCCAGGCCCAUGUGUCUGUCUGUCUGCCUACCCGCCUGGCCAGCCAGCUGCUCUGCCGUGUCUGCACUCGUGUGUCCUGGAUGGGAGGUUGCGCUCCUCACUGCUGUGUGAUCCCUCCUGGGGCUGGGCCUGUACAGUCUGUCUUCUGUAUAUAAAUGGGAACAUUUAUUUUAUGAGAAAUGUAAUGCGAUUUUAUUACUGGCGUGGAUUAAACUUAUGAAUGUUUCCGGGGA